This is a messenger RNA of Paramecium primaurelia, 908 nucleotides long. NCBI's taxonomy places the organism in Eukaryota, Ciliophora, Oligohymenophorea, Peniculida, Parameciidae. The record is from the annotation of a GenBank genome assembly.
AUGUUUUUGAUAAACCAAGAGAAGUAAUUUGUUUGGGAAGAAGGUACCUAAAUGCUGAGAGCAAUUUAUUGGGAUAUUUCUGUGAAACCAUCUGAAUAAAAAACAACAACGCUACAAAUAACUUUUACAAAUAACUAAGAAAUUUAAUAUUCUAGAGAUGGAUCUAUCCUUAGAGUGUAAGUAUUAUAUUAACCUUUAUAGAGAUUUAAUCGAAGAUAUUUCAAGGAAGCCUGAAAUUUUAACAAAUUUAGAUUAAAUAUAAAAUUUAAAAUGGUGGGGAUAAUAUGGAAAAUUAAAUCAAAAGGUGGGAAAAUGGACAGCAACUUGGAACGGUGCAACUAUGAAAAAUGUAGGAGGAUAUUAUUCAAAUACAGGAAAUAAGUAAGGACAAUGGAUAACAUUAAUUGAAAAUUAUUGGUCGUAAGAUAUUCUCUCUUUUUUUAAGUUAAGCAAAAGUUUAUGAGGUAGGAGAAUAUCAAAAUGGAAUACGAAAAGAUAAUUGGAAAUAUAUCUAUGAUAAUAAAAAAAUGUAUAAUAUAUAUUCUCUAUUUCUAAAUAGAGGUGGUGGUAGAUACAAUUAUGAAGGUUAAAAACAUGGAAAAUGGGUUGAGUUAUAGAAAAACUUUUAGGAUCAUAUUUAAGUUAAGUAUACUGGAGAAUAUAAGAAUGGUUAAAAAAUAGGUAUAUGGGACAUUGAGUAUAGGAAUGAAAGAAGAAAUCAUUUUAUAAAAAUGUAAAAAUGCUUCAUAAACGGUCUUAUAGCGGUGGUGGAGCAUAUAAUGAAGUUGGUGAUGGACUUUAGUCAGGGNUUAAGAAAGGAAAAAUAAAUUUAUGAGAGUAAUUAACCCUAAAGCAUUAUCACAAUAUUAUUUCCAGAUUAAUUCGUUGUACAAAUUGAAAUGUAGUGA